GGCCCAUUCCUCUUUACCAAUGCGUCUACUAUGGGCUACUAGUUGGAUUUAAGUUGCUGGUUAUUGCAGUUGUCGCAAAUGUUAGAAAACAAGCAGAUAAGCUAAACGACAUUGCUUUGAACGGUCACAUUCAGCCUAUGAAACCAUACAAAACUUUAGCAUCACAUAAAAAAGAAGGCGACGAAAUCUCGGUACCAUUUACUACUCGGAAUAAUACGAAGGGAAAUAACGUUGUAAACUUUCAAGUAAAAAAGUAGCAUAAAAAAUAAACUGUCUAAUAUUUUGUGUAAGGAAUCUGUAAGUUUAAAAAUAAUUUAGCAUUUAUGAAAAUAGUGCACCAAAAGAGGCACACAGACAGAGUAAGACUAAUUAUUAUGAUGAUUAUUAUGUUGAAUUCAAUAUUUGUAGCUGCUACCAUAAUUACAGCGUCUCAGACUGUCUAAUAUAUUUGUCGGAAAAUGAUUAAAAUUACCAUUUUCAAUAAUUAUAAAAGGUGGUCUAAUGACCUUAAUGAUGUGAAGUGAAAGCUUUUAGGUUAUGAAUAUUAAAUGUCUAAAUAUGACACUUUUUCUCAUUUUCAUACUUUAUUUUCUUGCUGUUAAGCAUCCAGUCAAGUUCAAACAACAUGCACAUUUCAAAGUUUUUGUGGUUUUUCAUACUUGUAAUUGGGUGCAAAAGUUUAAACGUUAGAAAUUCAACAAGCUAUUCAAAAGAUGAACACGACGUUUCAACAAGUAUUUUCAAACUGGAAGACAAGUCAGAUAAUCUCAAUUAUUUCACUCAAUUUAUUUUAAAAAAUCUUGUAAUUUCGAUUUUUGGUUUUAUGUAUCAUCAGGACAUUUUUUAACUUUACUUUCAAACCUACAACCACCCAAACCCCUACGACAAUGGCAACGACAAUGACAAUGGCACCGACUCAGCCUCCAAAUGGGACGUGUGUUUGUGGGACAGGUGCAAAACCGAAUAUUACAUUUACGGCUAGGAAACAGCUUUCAACUGAGGAACAUUUCGAUACAAUUACGGAUUCCGAUAUGGACAAGAUUGACUCAAGUUUGCUAGAAAAACAAAAUGACGUCCGUAUCGUUCAAGGAGCACCCUCCAAAGAAAAUGGGUGGCCGUGGAUGGUCGGGCUGAUUCAAGGUUUUAGUGGGAGUACAAACACGCCUCAAACCCUCAACCAGUUCUGUGGGGGGACGCUCAUAAAUUCGCAGUUUGUCGUUACGGCUGCCCAUUGCUUUACUAAUUUAACAACAUCUCAAAUUAUAUCUCAAGUGAGCGUCCUCCUUGGAACGAGUUCAAUCGCUUCAAAUGUAACAUCAAGAUCCAUCGCACGGCUCAGUGCGGUCAAUAUUCAUUCUCAAUACAAUAGCACAACAUUUGAUAACGACAUAGCAGUUCUCAAGCUUGCAGUACCCGUUAAAUUUUCAAGUACAAUUCGACCAAUUUGCUUGACUCAAAAAGGGGCACCUUUCAACGGUAGUAAGGCAAUUGUAGUAGGCUGGGGAACGGCAAAGAAAGCUUCUGACCCCAAAACAGCACCGGGACAAAAAUGGUUGAGAGAAGCUGUAAUGCAAGUAAUUCCAAAAUGUCCGGGUGGAACUAGAAGAAUGAUCUGCGCUCUUGGUUUAAGUCCAAGUGUGAAUGUGUCAUCGCCAUGUUUCGGUGACAGCGGUGGUCCACUGAUGGUCUAUCGACCAACCUCGAAGACUUUCACUCUGAUUGGCAUUGUGUCAAACGGCAACCCACCCUGUGGAACUGGAAAUCCCAUUUUCUUCACACGCGUUGGAAGUUUCAUCAGUUACAUUAAAGGUAUCACAAAUGGGACAUCAUCUUGUUCUAAUCCUCCAUAAAAAACUUUCCGCCCAGCUAAAAGUUUGAAUUAUUUAACAGUGUAAUUUUGAAUGAAUUUCAUUUUAUAGUAUUUAACAUUUAAAUCUGUCAUUGAUUAUUAUUGAUUAUGAAAAUAAUUGUUUUCCUUAUUUAUAUAAAAAAUUAAAAGAAAAGUACAAUGUCAAAAUGAGAAUAAUUUUAUUCUAUUUUCCCAAUAAAAAGGUUCUGAAUCAUA
Folsomia candida is the source of this 2065-nucleotide messenger RNA. Its product is annotated as chymotrypsinogen A. Gene Ontology annotation, biological process: proteolysis. The transcript is spliced from 6 exons. The record is from RefSeq and is a predicted model, not a curated record. NCBI's taxonomy places the organism in Eukaryota, Metazoa, Arthropoda, Collembola, Entomobryomorpha, Isotomidae. The coding region runs from base 888 to 1850 and encodes 320 amino acids. Gene Ontology annotation, molecular function: serine-type endopeptidase activity.